GGGCGCGCAGAGGGGUUCACGAGCGCUGCUGGGCCCGUCAUGGCUGCGGCUGCGGCGCGGUCGGUGCGUCGAGGAGCCGCUGGCGUCGCCCAGGGGCUGCUGCGCGGAUGGGCGGGGCGCAAAGGAAGCGGCAGAGAGGUUUUUGAAAAGUUAACUGUUUUAAGAAGAGGCCUUACACUGUCAUUGGGGACCUUUGUGGGUUAUGAAGCUUAUAAUUUGAUUUCUUGUGUUACUGAAGUGCACGCAAGUUUCAAAGCUGAAGAAAUCUUAGACCAAGCAGACUACCUGUAUGGGAGUGGGGAAACUGAAAAGCUCUAUCAGUUGCUGGUCCAACACAAAAACAGCGAGGAUGCGGAAUUACUGUGGCGUCUGGCACGAGCAUCUCGCGAUCUAGCCCAGCUUAGUAGAACAUCUACAGAGGAGAAAAAGCAACUGAUUUAUGAAGCUCUUGAAUAUGCAAAGAAGGCACUAGAAAAAAAUGAGGCAAAUUUUGCAGCCCAUAAGUGGUAUGCUAUCUGCAUCAGUGAUGUUGGGGAAUACGAAGGAAUUAAAGCAAAGAUUGCAAAUGCUUUUGUUAUCAAGGAACAUUUCCAGAAAGCAAUCGAACUGAAUCCCAAAGAUGCUACUUCAGUUCACCUUAUGGGCAUUUGGUGUUACUCUUUUGCUGACAUGCCAUGGUACCAAAGCAAAAUAGCUGCAGUGCUAUUUGCUACACCACCAAGCUCCACCUAUGAAGAGGCCCUUCACUACUUUCAGAUGGCUGAAAAAGCUGAACCAAACUUCUACAGUAAAAAUUUGCUGUAUCUAGGGAAGACAUACUUGAAGUUAAACAACAAAAAGAUGGCCCUAUUGUGGUUAACAAAAGCCAAGGAAUAUCCAGCACACACAGAGGAGGAUACACAGGUACAAAAAGAAGCUGUGGAACUGCUCAAUUCUAUAUGACAAUAACUAAAAUACUAAGAAUCAAAUAAAUUGUUUUCCUUUAAUUGGACUAAACCAGAGGGAGAACAAAAUUGGACCCAUUCCACUUGUGGCUGUUAAUAAAGCUAGUUGCCUGAACACCAUAUAUCUUCAGGUAGAAGCUGCUGUCAACUAAUACGUAUUUGCAUUUUAUUCUGUAUGUACUAAAUGGGGUUUAGUGCCUGUUGCUUCAGUACAGUCGUAUUGGAUGGGAACAAUUUUCAAAAUGGAUUCUGUAGAAUGAUACUGUUCUUAAUGUAGCUCAAGAUACCUUUGUGUUCUGGUAGCAUCUUCAUGAGCCAUCAGGAUAGGUCAGUGGUUGUCAACCGGGGAUACACAUACCCCUAGGGGUACUUACAAAGGUUGUAGGGGGUAUGCAGAACUGAUGUGACCAAUAAUGUGGCCAAUUAAAAGUUGCAUGUGUGCAUGCAGCCACAGUGCUACAUGCAGGCAGCUAGGAUGCAGCCCAACAGCGUGGAGAGCAGCUGGGUCGGCUGGUAAGUUUGUUGUGAGGGAAAGGGUGUGGGGGAGGGAAUGGGGCUGCCCAGCUGGAGCGGGGUGGCUUGCACCGCCAUGUGCAACCCGGGAGUGCAUGAGGGCCGUGUCCCUGGAGCUGUGUGUGGGGUGGGGUGGGCUGCUGCUGCAAGUUGAAGCUGGGUCUGUGCUGGGCUGUUCCCGGCGGGGGUGUUAGGCUGGGCUGCGCUCAGGGCAGGUGGUGGCAGCACUUGGGGAGGAGGACCGGGGUGGGGAGGGCUACAGUGAAUUCUGGAGUGGCUGCAGCCCCCCCAGUGGCACUGUUGCCCACCUCAAGCGGAGCCUGCCCAGCCCCCUGCUGGGAACAGCCCAGUGCAGCCCCGCCCCAUGCACAGAAUCAGGGGCACAUCCUCCCCCCAUGCCCUCCUGCUGUGCGCAUAGUGGGAGGAGCUGCCACCCACUCCCUCGAGUGAACCGCUUGUGGCUCCAUCCCACACUCCACCCUGACUGUACAGCCCCAGCCCCACUACCUCCCUCACCGCAGGGGCUUCAAUCUGCACCCCCCUCCCCACACGUAAAAACAAGGAAAAAAAUAUAAAGAAAUACAUGAACUGAAACUGAGACAGGAGGGUUACACUUGUUGAAAACCCCUGGGAUAGGGGUUCUACGCAGAUGUAGACAUGUUCUCACCCCUGAACCCAUAAGCCAAACUCUUAAAAAACAUUUUUUUUAAAAAUGGUAUAUGGAUUUUUUUCUGGAGGGAGGUUGUAGAGCCAGGCAUUUGCAAGUUUAUACACGUUUUGUUUUGUUUUAAGUUGUAUUUUCAACAUUGCAUGGUCAUGAUACUUUACUGAUAGCUGGCUCUUUUAAAAACAAUGAGGAAGAAGAGAUACUAGUAGCCUUAUGUGCACUGGUUCAGAGGAGAAAUUUUGUGCAUGAAAGGGUUGGGGAAAUGUUGAAGAGCCUGUACAUGGCAUGGAGGAGGAAGAGGAAGAGAGAUUUGAAAAAGAAUUUAUGAUAAAUGGAAUAGUGAAGGAAGCAGAUCUGUGAAGAUUUUAAAGGUUUGAUACUGAUUUUUCAAAGUAAAAUCACUGGGAUGAUCCAGUAUCAGUCUGGGUGGCACCUUAAACCUAAAAUAUGAUACUGUACCACUUCCAUCCUUUUAUUGCAUCAUGGCAGUUCCAGUCUAAUAAGAGGCUUUUUACCUGCAGUUACAUUGUGUGUCUUUUGGGUGCUGGGAUAAAACAUGUUUACUGUAUAGUAAACUGACUUUACUAUGGGGAACAGACAUGAUGCGCAGCAUAGGAUCAGGAACACAAUCAAUGUGUUCAAUUUCAUAAUCAACAGAAUUCAAACCUGUGCAGGGAAACCCCAGUGAAAUUAAGAUCAAUCGCCUUAACCACAUGGCCACAACUGCCAGGAGCACACUGAAGUAAAUCCUUUGAAUCCAAGGUAAAGUUACCCCUUGAAAGCUAUGUAGUAUUUUUAGUAACUUCCCAUGUAUUAUGUGGAACACGUGCAUCCCACCAUCCACUCUAGUUUGCUUCUCAGUGAGUCAUUUGCUCAGUGCAAACUGCCUACCUGCCAUCUAAUGGCCAGCUGCUUAAAUAGCACUCACUGCAAGCAGCUAGCUUGGGUGAAUUGAUCUUUUUACUAAGGAGAAAAAUCUGAGGUAAAUUAAUUUUAUUGCAUGUCCACCAUUAGUUAGAGACACUAAUGAUGGCAUACUAAAAAGUAACUACUGCAGCAUUUGUCUGGGGCUUCUGGUACUCAAGAAUGAGAAGUGAAGUUUUGGCCCUGGUUCUUGACUACCAUUUGGCAGCUGAAGCUCUGGGUUGGAGAAAAGAAAAAUUACUUUUUUCUUACUUUCACUACUUGAGCAGAGGUUAGAAUGUCUUACUAAUAUCUUAUUGGCAGCUAACUGCACUCUCCCAGUGGAACUGUAACUAAGAAACUUAGCUGCAUUUUUUCAGUGAAACAAACACAACACAGUCUUUAACAGGCUUGACAGUUAAGGCAUCUUCAUCAGACUUCGAAUUUUAUUUGCUGAGAUCAGGUCCAUCAACUUUCACCCCUGUGCACCAAAUGCAACAAACAACUGAUGCGGCCUGACGUGCUAUAGCAGACUGCUAAUAGCAGUUUACGUAUGUUCUUCUUCUGCAUACCUACUAACAAACACGUGCUUUUAGCAGCUGCUUUUUACCAUGGGUAGUAGUGGUCUUAUUUCACUUUUACAGUAAGGGAAGUGUGAUACAGAAAAAUUGAAGCCAAACUACCUUUCAGAAUCCAAUAUCUAGUGUGAGAGGGAGAGCCUGAUAUUUCGAGAUUAUAUUAGUAUAGUAGGUGUUCAGCAUGAAAUUCUAACCUGUGGUCUACAACCUUUUUAGAUUCAAGGCACCCCUCAGAAAAUACCAGCUCUUAGCUUUCACUCAUUUUAAGAGUACUAAAAAAUAAUACAACACGCAGACAUGAAAAGGCAGGAUGUGUAUGACACCAUUGUUUCCUAUUUGUCUUGUAAAUCAUUUGUAGAGGUUUUCACACCUAAUAGCAAGAAUAUUGUGCUGCACCCUCAAAAGGAUCUCAUGGCACCUUUCUUGGGAUUUACUAGUAUAUGCACUUUCAGCUGGAGUUGUGAGAACUUCACAAGUAGAGAAAUCUAGUUGCAAAUGCCUUUUACACUGGGUUCCCAGAAUCAGGAAGCACAUACGUUAUCAGAUGCAUAUGCUGCGGUGGGUCUUGCAUCAUGUUGCCACAACAUUCCUAAGGCAGGAUGAUCCAAGUCUUGAGGGAACAGUCAGCUUAACCAUGACUUAACAAACUUAACCAUGAUAUUUAAUUUUCUUUCUGCGGUCACAUGAUGUUUUCUCUACCCUAUAAGCAGGGCUGUCCCUGGGGUGGGGUGAAUUAGGGUUAGUGCCCUGGGCCCUACACUUUGGGGGGGGGGCCCUGUGGUCAGCGCCACAUACACCCUGCCAUGGCCGCCACGCACUGCCGUCAAAUGCUGCUGGCUCCGGCCGCUCACCUCCCCUCCCCCCAGGCCCCACACAAUCCUAGGGACUGCGUUGCCCAUCAGGCAAAAUCCUCUUUUACUAUCCUCUUUUACCCCAACUUGUUCUCAGAACCCAGUUCAUUUUGGACUGAAUAAAGCAGAGGUCUGAGCAAAUAAUGUGUACACUCACAUUAAGAUAAUUAUCAUGCAUAUGUACUAGAGUGUCAUACAGGCAACCCCCACAUCAUGCUCUUAAUUGGUUCCUGAAAAACUGAGCGUUAAGCAAAACUGAAAGUUUCUGAUGAUCCAAGAUGGCAACCGCAAGUGUUUUUAAUGACCCAAGAUGGUGACCAUAAACAUUAUAAUGAAGCUCGCUGAGUGCUAAGUGGAAAAGUAAAGUGAGCAAAAUGCUGGCUUGCAUCCACAGAUGCUUCUCAAGCAGAUCCCAGGAUGUCAUUCUCCCCUUGUACUCAGCCUUGGUGAGGCUGCAGCUGGAGUACUGCGUCCAGUUUUGGGCUCCACAAUUCAAAAAGGAUAUGGAGAAGCUUGAGAGAGUGCAGAGGAGAGCUACGCGCAUGAUCAGAGGUCAGGAAAACAGACUGUAUGAUGAGAGGCUGAGAGCCACGGGACUCUUCAGCUUGGAAAAGCGCAGGCUUAGGUGAUCUGGUGGCCACCUACAAGUUUAUCAGGGGUGCUCACCAGGAUCUGGGGGAAUGUUUGUUCACCAGAGUGCCCCAAGGGAUGACAAGAUGGAAUGGUCAUAAACUCCUCCAUGAUCACUUCAGGCUGGACAUAAGGAAGAACUUCUUUACUGUCCGAGCCCCCAAGGUCUGGAAUAGACUGCCACCAGAGGUGGUUCAAGCACCUACACUGAACACCUUCAAGAGACAUGUGGAUGUUUAUCUUGCUGGGAUCCUAUGAUCCCUGCUGAUUUCCUGCCCCUGGGGCAGAGGGCUAGAUCCGAUGAUCCUCCGGGGUCCCUUCCAGCCCUAGGGUCUACGAAGUCUAUGAAUCAGGUAUCAAUUUAAAAUGAGUGUUAUAGCAAAAUAAUGCUAAGCAGAACAGUGUUAAGUAGGGGUUUCCUGUUUUAUUCACAGUCUAAUGUUUGCAUUUUCUGAUUUUUGAAUUUGAUUGCAACUUCAUGAGAGAGAAAUUCCAUUAAGUCCUACCAUAAUGCACAUCAGCGUCGGAGUUUAGGAGCACAGACCCACACAACAGGCCUCUGGUAUCUGAAGGCUAAAGUACUUGGUUAAUAUAGUAAGCAGAUUAUGUAGAGGAAUCACUGGAGGGAAUGACACACUGCUCCAGUGGGUUUCUGAGCUAUUCUGCAACAGUAGAUGAGUGCACUCAGGAUCCUUAGUUCAAUUACGAGUUUCAGUUUUUUCCCAUCCCAAAGCUUUGCAUCUCAUUUCUCCCCACAUUCCCCUCCCGGAACUCUUCCCUGCUCCCGUGCUUUCCUCAUUCUGCUCUUGUUCUCUUUGCCUCUUCUGUUUUUCACACCGUUUAGCUCCUCCAACUCUUCCAGUUUCCAUUUUAGGUUAGGCAAGUUCCUCCCAUCUGCCUACACACCAGUGUGGGUGUGAUGACAACAGAACCAGUCUCCCUUUUGUUCUGGUGCCGACCACGGUGGUGCCACGUAGCACAUGCAGGGGAUUGUCCUGUUCAGCCCAGUCUCAGAUAGGAGCUGUAAGAUGAGGCACAUUUACUGCAGAUGGAUUUUUUUUUGGAGAAUACAGCUUCCAAGCUAACAUGUGCUCAAAGAUUAUUUUGGUUUUGUUUUGUUAAUUGUGUUGGCUUUUUUGCCCAAAGGGUCAUAAUUUACCAAGUUUGGGGCAGAUGUUUAUGGGAAAUGACACAUCUCUGAUAUGAGACCAGACCUCAUCCAAAUGUUAAGGCUCUGCUUUGAAGCACAGGGGCAUAGAGCUUCAACCUUCCCCCUCCCAAAAAGUAUCAGUUCAUCAAAAUGGACAAAGCAGUAUUGUUCUCUUUGAUCCUUCUCUUGAAACAACUGAAACAUUUGUGCUCACUGUCCAAAAAACAUUAGCCUAAGACAUCCACAUGAAAAAUUGUAGACUAAGUGGCUAAUUCUACAACUGAAAAUAGUUUAGAUUGCAGACUGGAUGUAUGUGGGAUGCUGGUAAUAUCUCUCAUCUUUUCAUCAGCAGAUUUUAAAAGAGCUUUGCAAGAGAUCACUGUCAUGCCCCUUUUAUAGACAGCAAAAUAAUGACCAGCUUGUCACCCAGCAAGCUAGUGCCAAAGUCAAUAGAAGCCAGGCCUGUUCCAGUACAUAACAGUACCUUUUAUCCAGUUACAUGUUGGAAAACUAAUCAAAAGGACAUUUUCUUAUUGUAGGAAUCUGAAGAAUAGGGGCCAUAUUUGAGGCAAUCAUCAUGUUUAGUAAGAUACUAAAGCACCUUUUCAAUUUGGCUGUCCCACAUCUGGGCCUCAGACCAGUAUCCCAGCUGCUGGUGGCACAAACUCUAAUGAAGCUUCGCUAUCACUCAUCCAAAUUGCAGCCUCAACCCAGUUUUUCAACUUUUGGUCAUCCCAUGCUUCAGGGGCUCCCAGCUCCUCAGCCUUUUCUCUAAAAGGGAGUGGUAUGUAUUAGUGAGACUGGACAUCCAUCAAAGGAACCUUGGAGUAGAACUAACUUAGUUGCUGGGGAGAAAGAAUCAGAAAGAGCCCAGAUGCUAAGUCAGCUCCCAUAAAACAUCACUUAUUCCACUCUACCUCUCACCACUGUGGAAGAGAAUCAAUCUCUCAUUGCCUCACCUAACUGGUACAAGCUUCUCUGAACCUUUUUGGAUAGGGUAGGAUAUAAAUAAUAAUCUGGAAUGUGUUGUGUAAUACAGUACAGAUGAGCUAUGAGUGAAACAAACAGAAUCCUUGUUAAAGACCUCUGAAUAUACUUGUGCAAUAGCACUGAAUUUGCUGCUGCUAUUGUUCUGAAAGGUAAAUGCUCUUUUAUACUUUAUUUUUCCAUUGUUCUCCAAGCUGGUUCAUAUUUGUUUUAUUUAGUACCUUGAUGAAGCCUUGAGGUCGUCUUCCUUGUUUUGCUUAAAUUUUGACCAAGGGUUGUUCCUUUACUACUUCGCUUUAUGAAAAUUAUGGGAUCCUGGAUGACCGCUACAGUUGUGGAAAUAAUAAACAAAGUCUAUUUUGUGA
Molecule: messenger RNA, 7588 nt
Organism: Alligator mississippiensis (American alligator)
Lineage: Eukaryota; Metazoa; Chordata; Crocodylia; Alligatoridae
Gene: RMDN1
Product: regulator of microtubule dynamics 1
Exons: 10
Coding region: 40-942 (300 amino acids)
Cellular component (GO): mitotic spindle pole; cytoplasm; spindle microtubule
Molecular function (GO): microtubule binding
Source: RefSeq, a predicted model, not a curated record